AUGGAAUUGGGAGUCACCCAUAUCCUAAAUGCAGCUGCGCCGAAAAUGACCUGGUUGGGAAAACUAAAGCAGAAAGGACUAAAAGGAAAGAUCCUUACUGGACCGGAAUAUUAUGAAGGCAUGGACAUCAAAUAUUGUGGCUUGCCUACAACAUACGACCAAUUCCGGAUCAUCAAAUACUUCUGGCCAGCUGGCAAGUUCAUCAGAAAGGCCCUGAGAAAUCCAGACAAUGUCUUGUUUAUUCACUGCAAGCAUGGUGUCAGUCACGCGCCAACGCUGUUUGUAGCAUAUCUGAUGAUGUACUACAAAAUACCUCUGGAGGAAGCCAUGGGUUAUGUCACCAGGGCGAGGCGCAUCAGGCCCUUCUCAUCCUUUCUGCUUCAGUUGUCGUUACUCGAACCUAAGAAAAAGAAAGAGAAAGCUUCGGUUUGGAGAUCGGAGGUGAUGAUUCCUAACCGACCAAGGGGUGUAACUCCCAAAAUGGGACCGGCUGCAGGCGUGGGACCAAUCAAGUGUUCCAGCUCAAGUAAUGAACUGGCACAUGUGUAG
This is a messenger RNA of Danio aesculapii, 549 nucleotides long. Its product is annotated as dual specificity phosphatase 29-like. The transcript has 3 exons. NCBI's taxonomy places the organism in Eukaryota, Metazoa, Chordata, Actinopteri, Cypriniformes, Danionidae. Gene Ontology annotation, molecular function: MAP kinase phosphatase activity; protein tyrosine/serine/threonine phosphatase activity. Bases 1 to 549 code for a protein of 182 amino acids. Gene Ontology annotation, biological process: negative regulation of MAPK cascade; protein dephosphorylation. The record is from RefSeq and is a predicted model, not a curated record. Gene Ontology annotation, cellular component: cytoplasm.